Messenger RNA from Copidosoma floridanum, 3308 nucleotides. RefSeq names its product multiple wing hairs. NCBI's taxonomy places the organism in Eukaryota, Metazoa, Arthropoda, Insecta, Hymenoptera, Encyrtidae. The record is from RefSeq and is a predicted model, not a curated record. Gene Ontology annotation, molecular function: small GTPase binding; actin filament binding. Gene Ontology annotation, cellular component: cytosol. Gene Ontology annotation, biological process: regulation of cell shape; cell migration; cortical actin cytoskeleton organization.
AUGUUGACGCUUUCAUCAAACGAAUCGAAAAUGGCGCCAAAUGCCGAGGAGGAUCUUUUGGUAACGAUACCACGUAACAAUGGCCCACACUCCACCAAGCAGCGGCAAAGGCCGCCCACGUACAACGCGGAGGACUACGCGAUAACUUUGCGCCGUUGGGGCAGGCGAGCCCUUGGUGGCAAAUCUUUGGAUACCAGCAACGGCCAGAGCACCUUGCCAUCGUCAUGCACGAGUUUGAGCUCCGGCUACGCUUCGACCAACCCGGGCGAGAUGACUCUAAGGCAGUUCACCUCCGUCACCGAGCUCCUGAACAAACUACGCGCUGACCUUCGCCUCGCUUUUCCCAGUUUUGUGCAAGAGUUUGCGUCGCCACCGGCGGACGGUAUCUCAUUGUUGUUGGAGACACUGCGUAGCGUCCAGCUAUCCCAGUCGACGCCGCCCUCGGCUACGGGCAGCAGUCGUAGACCUCGAGCUCGUAGAGCCGCGCUCGACGAGUUGGGAUGCGUCGAGUGUUUGGCUGCUUGCACGGAAAGGUGUCCCGACGCGGCGAGGAUACUGGCUCAAGUGCAGCCUGGGCUCUUGGCACUGGCCGUAUGUCUCACCAGUAGCUUGAACAGGACCCGCGUGCUUGCGCUACAGCUGUUGACGAGGGUGUGCGCGACGAGCGGCGGCCACGCGGCCGUCUCGGAGGCAGUGUCGACCCUCCGUCUGCGGUACGGCGAGGGCGGCCGUUUCCGCUUCCUCGCGGGCGCCCUACUGGCUCCAAAAGCCGCGCCGGCGCUGCGGCUGGCGGGGGUGUCGUUUCUGAACGCGUUCAUCGGCUCGGCGCCCCGGACCCAAGCGAAGCUCUACAUCCAGGCGGAGACCUGCGAGGCCGGCCUCGAGCCCAGGAUCCUCCAGGAGUGGCUGAGGCAGCCCGACCCCGCCGCGGACGCGUACGACGAGCACGACGAAACGGGGGGCCGGCCCCUGGGGGAGCUGCUGAGGGAGGAGGUGGGCAAGUGGUCGAGGCACUGCGUCGACGUAGACGCGCUCCAGCUGCGCGCGAGAAUAGCCGAGGAGAGCUGCCGGGCGUUGACCAAAAAGGUCGCGGUGCUGCAGAGGCAACUCCAAAUCCUCCAACUGGAGAGGAUGAACGAGCACAACCCGCGAGUGGAUGUGGAUAAAAAAAUAUCGUCGAGCGCGGAGGACGAGGGUAUCAGCUUCUCCGAGAGGUCCAGCAGCCCCGUGGACCCCAAGCCCCGACGUGCGACCAACAACAAUCAAAUGGACAACGACCAGGAGACGACGAUCGACGACGUCAUCGAGGAACUGCGGAUAAUCGUCAAGGAUGCGGAGGAGGAGUUGCACGACUGGAACCAGCUGAGCAGCAAGAACAACGCGCCGAGGUCGGGCUUAUUUUCGGAAGAGGCGGCACCGAGUACCAAGGGAAUCAAGAACGGGCUGCCCAGCAAAGCCAGGGUCUGCCUGAGAAAUAGCGAGGAGAACGCCCGGUUGGACCGAGACUUGAAAAAGACGAGCUUGAAGAUCCUCGUGCCUGGAGCGAAAAUCAAAAAUAGGGACAUAUUGGACGUGGAUAUAGAAGCGAGGAAUGGUCACGAGGAUGAGGACAAAGAAUCCGUCAUAGUACCGGCGAUAAUCCAUCCCCAGCCCCCGAGACGCGCCGCGGGCAGUUGCCAGCUUCUAUUGUCCCACCGGUAUCAAACGGCGGAUCAUCAUUACCCGCAAGACAUCGAUCACCACCAGGGCAUAAUGAUCGAGGCCUGCGUUGACUCGGACCCCGACGAACAGGAUCUCUUACUGAUGGCCAGGGACAACGUCGACGACGAGGAUGACGACGACAUCAUAGACGACGGCAGCGAUUCACUUCUCAGCGCCUCGAGGCUCGACAACAAUUACCAUCACUGUCAGCAAGACGGCCGCCGUCGUCACCAGAGCCGCCGGUCGUUGGACACCAGUGCGACCGCCGAGUUGAAGCUGGAGAGUCUGGCGGACUUUGAGAUAUCCGAGAGCGUGUUCGACGAGUUGCGGGUGGCCAAGCGCAGCAGCAGCCACCCGCGCGCCGCCGAGCCCGGGAACAACAACUCCGUCCGACCCCUGCACCCGCGCUGCUCCAACACGGUCCAGAGGCGCACCGAGCGCCGGAAGUACUUGCGCCGCUGCCAAAGCCAGGACCACAUAAGGGAGCCCCGCCAAGCCGACGAAUCCACCUGCAGCCUCAAGUCCCUCAGGGGCUCGGGUAGGGUCGUUCUGGAGCAGAUCCGCAAGUUCGAGAGCCUCAACGGGCUGGAGGAGCGCGACCAGCAGCCCGUCCUACGCAGGUCCGAGUCGUUCCACCAGACGCGCCUCUCGCCGACGCCCCAGGCAGGUGGCGAGGGCCGCGAGCGCCACCAGAGAUCCAUGACCAAAAGCUUGGACCGGAUAGACGAGGCUCGCUCGAGUCACGCGGGAAAGAACGUCGAGAAGAGGCGCAAGUUGUCGGCCAGCGACGAGCGCCACAAGGACGAUCGUCGGCGUAAACAGCGGAGUGUGGCCGACGACUACGCGAAGCGCAAGUACCGGGUUGCCGAGGAUGCCAAGUACACGUCCUUUUUCGAUGGUAGCGGCGGCAAAAAGCAGAGCUCCGGCCGGGAUUACCGGCAGCCGAGUGACCCGAAAAUAUUCGCCAAUCGGGCCCACGACGUCCUCGGGUUCGGCAAAAACCGCUUCAACGCGGGAAAGUACUCGGGAAGCAGCGGCGCCCAUCACGCGCUGCAAACACCGCCCCAGCAGUUUCACGCUUCAAAGUUGGCGCCGAGGCACGCCACCUCCUCGUCGUCGACGGCGCUCAAUGCGCGGAACAAAGUGACCGACGUCGUGUCCGGGCUUUACUAAAAUCAUAUACAACUACGUUAUGUUUCGUACGCGCAAAUUAAUAUGUUUACAAGUAUCCGCAAUGCAUCAAAGUGGAGUUGCGAAUUUAUUAAAUUAUAAAUCUCGUAUCACCAAUAAUGAUGAUGUAUAUGUACAACUUUUGGGGACUCUCAGUGCAAUAUAUAUAUAUACAUUUAUAUAUAUAUAUAUAUAUAGAUUUAUAUAUCUCGAUUUAUAUACAUAUAUAUUUAUUAUUCGGUCGUUACAUUUAAUGUAAUUCCUCAUUGAUGAUUUCUUCCCAGGAUUUGUUCUUUAUUAUUGUUGUUGGAUGAUAGUAUUCCAGUUGGCAUGACUCGUGUGUGCAACGUGCGCGUUGUUUGCUUGGUUAUACGAAAAUAUACGAGUUUACGUGGUAAAGUGUUCAUUUUAUUGUGCAUCAGAGAGUUAUUGACAUU